AUGGCGGACAUAGAUUACAGUAGGAGAAACAAGUACGCGAGACCACUCUCGGAGGCCGAGAAGGAACGUUUAGAUGAGUUCAUUGAUGCGAUCCAUUAUUCAGCAAGAUACUCCGACGAUCAAUAUGAGUACCGACAUGUCCAGCUACCAAAAGCCAUGCUAAAAGUCAUUCCAAAGGAAUACCAUGAUCCCCAAACUGGUACUCUGAAGCUAUUGUGGGAGGAAGAAUGGAGGGCAUUGGGAAUAACACAGAGUCUUGGCUGGGAGCAUUAUGAGGUACAUGAGCCAGAACCACACAUUCUUCUCUUCAAGAGAUCAAUUAAUUAUCAACCACCAACUCAGCAGCAAUAG
Messenger RNA from Sclerotinia sclerotiorum 1980 UF-70, 351 nucleotides. Its product is annotated as cyclin-dependent kinases regulatory subunit. Gene Ontology annotation, biological process: regulation of mitotic cell cycle. The record is from RefSeq and is a predicted model, not a curated record. Gene Ontology annotation, molecular function: histone binding; ubiquitin binding; protein kinase binding. Bases 1 to 351 code for a protein of 116 amino acids. The transcript has 4 exons. NCBI's taxonomy places the organism in Eukaryota, Fungi, Ascomycota, Leotiomycetes, Helotiales, Sclerotiniaceae. Gene Ontology annotation, cellular component: cyclin-dependent protein kinase holoenzyme complex; SCF ubiquitin ligase complex.